AAUACAUACACAGAUCUUUACCUCCAUAAGGGAAUUGCAGAAUUACCGAAUAUACCUCAAUAAUCAUAUAGAUAGGCAUUAAUCAGAACACAAUGUCAUCCUCAUCCAUCGAGUCUAUUCCCACCCCGGAUCACUGCACAGCCGACUUUUGCCUGAUCCCGAUAGGAACAGGCUCGGCCUCAGUCUCUGCUCAAAUCGCCGAUGUGCAACGUCUAAUUGAAAAGUCGGGGCUGAAAUAUGUGAUGCAUUCUGCGGGGACGACGUUGGAAGGACCAUGGGAUAAAGUCCAUCAUGUCAUUGGACAGGCUCAUACUAUACUGCACCAACAGGGUGUCGUGCGUAUUCAGUCUGAUAUUCGGAGUGGAUCGAGGGUUGAUAAAGUUCAGUCAUUUGAGGACAAGGUAGCUGCUGUUAAUAAGUUGUUGGGUAAAGAGUAA
Molecule: messenger RNA, 437 nt
Organism: Talaromyces stipitatus ATCC 10500
Lineage: Eukaryota; Fungi; Ascomycota; Eurotiomycetes; Eurotiales; Trichocomaceae
Product: cell wall biogenesis protein Ecm15, putative
Exons: 4
Coding region: 93-437 (114 amino acids)
Cellular component (GO): cytosol
Source: RefSeq, a predicted model, not a curated record